AUGAAAUAGCCCACCUGUACAGACCCACUCUAUUCACUUUUUAAUGGUGGUCUUGCUUGUAGUCCAAAUUCGUGUGGAUAAUUGAGCAAAUGUUUGCCUUUGAACAUUUAGAGUGAUUCUGGUUUUGGAAUUAAUAUAAAAGGGUGUUGCAGGAAAUCAAUGCUAGACCCAAAUGCAUUAAAUAUUAUUAUAUAUAUACUGAUCAUACCAGUUAUAGGAAUAGGAAGUUUGGGGGCAUUGGGAGGAGGUACAGUAAAAAGGCCUUUUCUCUAGGCAAUAUUAAAUUACGAUGCGUCAAUAGCAGGGGAUAUCACGUCAUGCUUAAUGUUUAGUGCCCAAUUGGUGAACAUGAUAUUCAUCUUCUUCUAGAAGUAUAUUAUGAAUUAAUUUAGCCAUCCCGAUGUCGAUGAAAGACCAAUUAUCAAUUAUGAGAUUGGCCUGAUAUACACUUUGGGUAUUCCUAUCAGCAUGUGUAUGGGUAGUGAAUUAGCAAAUUUUCUGCCUUUGUUGCCAUUAUUGUCUUUUCAGGUGUUAUUUUUUGUCGUUAUUUCUCCAGUUUUAUUAUAUUAUGCGAAGAAAUAGGAUAUAAUAGAGAGGAGCAAAGAGACAAAUAAUGAUUUACGAAAUCAAUCGGCUCUCUUAAGUCUAACAGAGAUGAAAGAUCAAAACUAAUACAGUGAAAAUUAGGCCAAAUUAUAUAAGAUAUUUUAUGACGAGCAAUGUUAAAGAUUCCCAUUAACUCCUAUUCUUAUAACUUUAUUCAAUUUUGCUAUUAACGAAUUAAUCUUAUUGAUGAGAUCAUCACCAUAACAAUUGUCACCAUAUUUCUUUCCAAGUGGCAAUACUAAUGACACUGAUAAUAGAGACAAGGAACCUUGUUAGCCUUGGAACUUCUAUGUAGUUCUACUUUUGAUUGCUGUUAACAUGAUAAUUACUAGUUUGGUUUAUUUUUUUUAGAGGAAAAAAGAAUUGUUGAAAGACACUAUAAACUUUUACAAUCACGAAAGGUAUUAUAAUCAAUUUGAGAAAUUCUUUCUAAUUUAUACAGCAGGAUGGGCAACUGGUUUUGUCGCAGGAUUUAUUGGUAUGGCAGCAGGUUUAAUGAUGGUUAUCACUAUGGUUCAGUUUAAAUUGAUAGCCGCUGUUGCAGGAGCUACAGCUAAUUAUUGUUACUUUUUAAUUUGCUUACAGGUUUUUACCGAUCUUAUUGUUGGAAAUAUCCAAAACUCAAUAAUCUCCGUUGGCGAUCAAUUCUUCUUUUAUGGAUUAGGAAUAAUUGCAGUGCUCACAUUUACUAAUUUAGGAUAUUACUAUUUAAAGAAGUACAAGUUCGGUCAUAUCAUAUUUUAUAUUGACUUUGGAAUUGUUAUAUUGAACAUCUGUGGAAAUAUAGCUUGGGGAAUUGAAAAUAGUAGUAGGUAUGGAUUUGUUGCUUUGGAGCAGUAACCUUUUACAUGUACUUCUUAUAGCAAUUGA
Paramecium tetraurelia is the source of this 1476-nucleotide messenger RNA. RefSeq lists its product as uncharacterized. Gene Ontology annotation, cellular component: Cul4A-RING E3 ubiquitin ligase complex. Lineage: Eukaryota; Ciliophora; Oligohymenophorea; Peniculida; Parameciidae. Gene Ontology annotation, biological process: protein ubiquitination. The record is from RefSeq and is a predicted model, not a curated record. The transcript is spliced from 4 exons.